CGCGGGGCCUGGUCCCUUGUCGCACUUGGCUUUUGUAUGCAACAACGGAGUCAUAACCGGAAAGAAGAAAAAAGGACCCACGCAUACAAAUCGCGAGUCAGUCCUCACUCCCGCAACUUCAAAGCGAGCAGCAGCAAGCGAAAUCCCACGAGGUCUCGAGCUCUCCCGCCCUUCCUACGCCUUGGUCACCCGUUCGGGGUUUGCCACGCACAUAGGAAGUCCCUGUCACCAUGCACCGCACGCGUCACUCGUCGCUGGACUAUUUGGGCGGCGGCGCGUCCUCGCAGGAAGAAUGGUCCGAGUUCCUGUCAACGAGCAUGAUGGCGUUGUCCACGGCCGACUCAAAUGCGUCUCCAGCGUCUCCCACGCGCCGUCACCAGCACCAUCCAGGUGCCGAUAUCUCCGUGGGUCGUCGUCAGGUCAAACCGCGCGGUAUGUCCUUGAAUGAGGCGAUGUCUCCUCUACCGACCGACGCUUGGCGUCCUCUGGGGCGGCGCGUGGCGUCUCCACCGCCUUCUUCCAGCUCUCCAGACUCGCCGUCGCCACCUUCGUCAGCUGACAACCAGGUGGACCAUUUCCGCCCUGUAGACCCCCAAGUUACAGUCAUGUCAACAUCCUCGUCGACGUUUGGGCGACUUGGAAGUAGCUCCUCGCUUCGAGAGUCUGGAGACGCCAUGCUUAAACACUCAGCGAGUUUCCGUGGUGUCGUGAGCUCUUGUCUAUCGUCUCCAGGUUCGUCCAUCUACGGCUCUUCGUCAGAUGAAGAGCAGCUACAACAGGAAGGGAAUUCUCCGCUGUCUAACCAAUUGGACACGAGUUCUGUGCCAGGCCCACCGCCUGUGGAUCCGUCCUAUGCUGAAUCUUGUCUUCCAGUGCUUUCACAGCUGCCACGUCCACCGAGAAGCAUCAGUGUGGACAGUGGCAGUGGAGCUCGUGGCAGCUCGUUGGUUCAUGUGAAAUCCCCAGUGCUUGGCAACAGGAAGGACGCACAGACGUGGCAACUGCAAGAUGAAGAGUUCUUGAUGACGUCGCCACGUUUCGGUUCGUCGCUGGGGAACAGGGACGUUGGACAAGUCGAUCUGCUCCGUGGAAACAGUACGGGCUCCCUGCUUUCCACUGAGGCGAGCAAUCAGUAUGAGGGGGACUACCAGGGUCACCCAAGGCUAACAAAGGAUUCGCGAGCUUCAUCGGUGGAUUUCACUUUGGGACGCUCGCGUGAGGUGAAUCCGCCACUACCUCCAGCAACUGAGCCAUUGCAACGCUUACGUGCGCGAUCGUUCUCGUACUCGCCAGCGUAUGGCUCCUCCGGGUACAACCCAUUUAAUGGCAACAAGCAGUAUGGCCCUCCACCGCACAUGCACCAGCCGGCGAUGGGGCAAGAAUUCCCGCAGACUCUUCGCAACUUCCACUCAGCAAGUGGCAUGAUGCCUGGUCAGCCACAGCCACCACCGACAGGAGUUCGCCCACCGCGUGUCAGUAUCCCGACGGAUUCUCCCAUGCACCAAUACCAGUAUGGACCCCCGAUACCGUAUCGCCGGUACUCCGAUGCAUUCGCAAUGCCGCCGUAUCCGGACUCGUACACUGGUGAGCAACAGGAAAACCAAUCGCGUCAGAGUAAUACGGGUCGCGGUAUGCGUUCGUACAGUAUGGAGUACGGCAAUUAUCCGACAUCCCGUCAAGUGCGUAGCCAGUCGAUGGAGGGACCACAACUCUUCGCUUCGGCGCCACCGAUGGAGUACCCUCCAUCUUUAAGUCGUAGUAACUCUGCUGGCGUUGGCUUCGAUUGGCCACGCAGCCGUAUGGAUCCAGCGCCCCCUUUACCCCCUGAUGUUCGUCCUGGCACUGGAAACGGCGCUUCCCACUUCCCACCGCCACCACCUGAAGCAUAUUAUGACGUGGAGUUUAAACGGGGUCGACAGGAAGUCUUUGCUGGUCGUGCAUCCUACAAACCUGGCGAAUACGUUAAGGUGGAGGCAGACCGUGGAGAGGAUAUUGGUCGGAUCGUGCAACGCACCACAGACAUUUCGAAGGUUGGGUCGGACUCUGGAAGCCCUAGAGAAGAAUCUAUGACGCGUAGCAAGCGCCAUGACCUCCCGACCAAGAAGAUUAUUUGUGUAGCAAGCCAACGCGAAUGCGAGAUGCUGAACGAGCAAGUAAGGGAAGCUUGUAUUUUUGAAGUGGUAUUGUGCAUGUGAUGCUAAAAUCUGUGUAACUGCUGCAGCGUAAAGAGGAACACGAGGUGUUUGAAGUGUGCAAGAGCAAAGUGCGUCAGCGUCUCCUUCCUAUGAAUGUGAUCGACGCGGAGUAUCAGUUCGACCGUCACAAGCUGACGUUCUUCUUCGAAGCCGAUCGGUAUGGUGCUCAACUCUCGCAUUGGUGGUAUGCUUUAUUUUUUUUUUUAAUUAUUUUGUAUUUUCCAUAGCCGCAUCGACUUCCGAGAGCUCGUGCGUGAUCUCUUCGCUAUCUACAAGACGCGCAUUUGGCUACAACAAGUCGUCCCUUCCGGGAAGAAGGCGGGGAAUGAACCCGAGGCCAACUAACUGCCCUGAAGGCAGCAUCAUCUGACUGAGAGGUGAGCUAUAAUCUCUCUCGCUUCGGCAACACACGUAUUUCAUCCGCCUCAGCCUGGGUGGUCCGCCGCGAGAUCGGAAUGCGACGACCUCAAGACCGGACCAUACAUAGAACUACAAGAGAGUGGCAGGUGGUCAACCUACAAGAAGCAAGGCACCCCCCAAAAGACAACCCGAAAAACAGUGCAGCGAGAUAUGCAGGGAGAGGACAUUUUAGAUGGCGAUUUAGACGGAAUAUGUUAGAACUGGUGACGUUCGCGCGCAAUAGAAUGCUUUUGCUUCAGCCCGCGGUAAAUGAUUCAAAAUAUGAUGGAAAUCUUCGCAUCGUUGAGCCCCCGACCACCAAGAAAACUUUUGACUGGACGCAUUUUUCUAUUUACUAGUCUUAAUCUGUCUAGGUGUUGACCAAUGCCGACCAUUUCUCUUCCGUGCUAGUUCAUUCAUCCGCCCGAGAAACUGUCGACACCUUCGGCUAACUUUUCCAUUGAAAAACAACGGACAAACGGCCCUUCACUGGUGGGUGCCGGUCAUUUCAGGA
Molecule: messenger RNA, 3108 nt
Organism: Phytophthora nicotianae INRA-310
Lineage: Eukaryota; Oomycota; Peronosporomycetes; Peronosporales; Peronosporaceae
Exons: 5
Coding region: 231-2195 (654 amino acids)
Cellular component (GO): cytoplasm
Source: RefSeq, a predicted model, not a curated record